This is a messenger RNA of Tetrahymena thermophila SB210, 561 nucleotides long. RefSeq lists its product as hypothetical. Lineage: Eukaryota; Ciliophora; Oligohymenophorea; Hymenostomatida; Tetrahymenidae. The record is from RefSeq and is a predicted model, not a curated record. The transcript is spliced from 3 exons.
AUGGAUCAUGUUGAUAGCAUGAGAUUGCUCUUCGGAGCUAUAAACUCUUGUACUGGGUUCAAGCAUUCCUUUGAAUUAAUUUAUGUUACUUCUAUCGUUGUCUAUGAUAAGAAUGGUUUAUCCAUUUAAUUUCUUGAUAAUUUCUUUGUAUUCAAAGCUCAUUUCAAUUUACGAAGUUCAAUAUUGAGUUGGUAGUUAUUCAGAAGAAGGAGAUUUAAAUUUUUGUUUGGAGUCUUUUUAUUUCAAGAAAGAAAAGCAGAGAUUUUGAAAGUAAUUCCAGAUGAUCUGUCUAUCUAUCUAUCUUGCUAACUAAAGAUACCGAUCACAAUCAAUUAUCUGUAAUUAAAAACUUCUCAUUAAUUAAUUUAAUUAAGUCUUAUAAAAGCUUUUCCUUUUUUUUUCUAUUUUCAUUUACUCGUUCAUUAGGAUAUAUUUUUUCUCAAAAGUGCUGAAAUGAUCUUUUUGAAAAUAAUAAUUCUAAAUUAAGUAAAACUGGAAUAAAAGUAAUAAAAAAUGAGUUAACAAUCCAAUUAAUUCUUACAAAUUUACAGCUACAGUUGA